AUGGGACGAUGUGGUAAUACAAUGGGACGAUGUGGUGAUACAAUGAGACGAUGUGGUGAUACAAAGGGGCGACGUGAUAAUACAAUGGGACGAUGUGGUAAUACAAUGGGACGACAUGGCAAUACAAUGAGACGACGUGGUAAUACAAUGAGACGAUGUGGUGAUAUAAUGGGACGAUGUGGUAAUACAAUGGGACAACAUGGUAGUACAAUGGGACGAUGUGGUAAUACAAUGAGACGAUGUGGUGAUAUAAUGGGACGACGUGGUAAUAUAAUGGGACGAUAUGGUAGUACAAUGGGACGAUGUGGUGAUCGAAUGGGACGAUGUGGUAAUACAAUGAGACGAUGUGGUGAUAUAAUAGGACGAUGUGGUAAUACAAUGAGACGAUGUGGUGAUAUAAUGGGACGAUGUGGUAAUAUAAUGAGACGAUGUGGUGAUAUAAUGGGACGAUGUGGUAAUAUAAUGAGACGAUGUGGUAAUACAAUGGGACGAUGUGGUAGUACAAUGGGACGUUGUGAUAAUACGUUUUAG
This is a messenger RNA of Ylistrum balloti, 531 nucleotides long. RefSeq names its product keratin-associated protein 5-1-like. Lineage: Eukaryota; Metazoa; Mollusca; Bivalvia; Pectinida; Pectinidae. Bases 1 to 531 code for a protein of 176 amino acids. The record is from RefSeq and is a predicted model, not a curated record. The transcript has a single exon.